Molecule: messenger RNA, 6323 nt
Organism: Diabrotica virgifera virgifera (western corn rootworm)
Lineage: Eukaryota; Metazoa; Arthropoda; Insecta; Coleoptera; Chrysomelidae
Exons: 5
Coding region: 446-2362 (638 amino acids)
Source: RefSeq, a predicted model, not a curated record
UAUCCUUAUUUUGUUUUGUACAGACAGAAAUAUUUUCUUUAAAAGUCCACACAAUCAAAAAACAAUUUAGUGUACAUCAAAAAGUUCGUGUUUUAGGAAUUCACAGGAGUAUUCCGUACUCGACCAUCUGGAAUUCCUACGCAUCGAGCUGGCAAAUUGCCCAAGAGCAGUGCCAAAAAAGGAAGAAGAAGAAGAAAGAAAUAAUAAAGAUAAUGUUCAUGUAAACGUAAACUUAGACAUUACAGACAUUACUACCAUAGAAGAGUUACUACUAAAACGUUAAAACAAAAUUGGGCAAAACAAAUAAAAUUUUAAAUGUCGUAGAUAACGUUAUCUUCAAAUGAGUGUUUUACCGAAUGAUAUACUUAACAUUUAACAUUACGAAAUUUAUACAUAUAUAAUUUACAAACAAUUUAUUAUAUAGGCUUAGGUUAUUAUAUUUACAAUGGAAUUUUUACAUAUUUUGGUAAUAUUGCUGUUUGGAACAGCUACAAAAGCUUACAAAGAAAAUCUAGUGGAUCCUCAUGAGAUGGUUAUGGACACAGGCCGUCAUAGAAAGUAUGUUGAUGAAGAAAUGGUCCUAAAAAGGUCUUUCAGUGAAGGUGAUCUACACGAAAAACAAGAAUGUUAUAAACCUUCGUUAAAAGAAGAAACAAUGGCAAUUAUGUAUUUAAAAAGAACUAUUACUCUUCUUCUUUCAAGCAGUAGCUUAGAGCCGAACAGUGCUGAUGAAUACACUGGUUCGUACCAUUAUCAGUCGAACAGUGAGGAACACGAAUUCUUAAAGAGUUUUGUCAAUAGUAAAGUGAUAAGUGAAGAACACAUGAGAAGACUGGACACAGUCUUGAGCACCGUAUUUUCUAAGCCAAACCAAGAUAGUAUGUUUAAGUUUAAUACAUGUAUUUCCAGAGAAGACUUGGCCGAAAUAUUUAAUACGAAGUUUUUGAUGGGUCUAUUCAUAGUUAUAGGUUCAAUUGUAUCAUUUGUUUUCCUCAAAAAUAACUAUGGAUUUUGGUUCAUUAUUGGAUAUUUUGUGAUGAUUAUGUUAAUUGUCGAUUAUGGGAAGAGGUACUAUGAUCUUUAUGAGGCUGCUGAAGAGCAUAAUCUUGCCUUAAAAUAUGAUUCAGUGUGUGAUACCACCAAAAUGACUUGGUCGGAAUAUUUUAAAUUUAGCUUAAGCCAAAAGAAUUGUGAGAGGAAAAUUGUAACACCGUUAGAAGUUGGUCUCCAUCAACUGAAGCAUAUCAUAAUUGUACCAUUGGAAGCCGCUGGUGCUGGUAUGGGAAAGUUUGGUGCACAAUUGUGGGAUAAGCUACCGUUUCCUUGGAACAUUUUGAUGUUUCCACUGAUGCUGUUGUUCGUCCUUGGCCUGGUUUUUCUGUACGUUUUGGCCGUUAAAAACACAAGCUUCAAACUGAAACUGCUCCACAUGUUCAAUCUGGAAAUGGGAGGCGAUAGAAAUGAAGAGAACCGGAUUGGAGGCCCGACAUUGGAUAGGUUUUUGCAGACUUUAAAUCACAGACCAUUGAUAGAAGUUCAAGAAGUAGAUGAAGAAGAAGAAGAAUUACGAGCAGAAGAUACAAUAAGUACUCCACCAAAUGAAGAACCCAAGAAAAUUAUAGAGAAUAGGACUCCCCAAAAGGUAGAGGAAAAACGUGUCAGUGAUAAUUCUUAUUCUCGCACCAAAGAUGAGAAAAUACAGAACUUAAUUAAGUGGUUGCAGACAUCAGAGCCGUAUGCAGUGGUAUUACCAAAACAACAUCUACAAGCAGAAGAUACAAGAAGUACUCCACCUAAAGAAGAACCCAAAAAAAUUAAAGAGAAUAUGACUCUCAAAAAGAAAGAAGAAAAAUGUGUCAGUGAUAAUUCUGAUCCUCGCACCAACGCUGAGAAAACAACAGAUAUACUUGGUUUUUGCAAAAAGUUUUUGCAGACAUCCAGUACUCCACCAAAGGAAGAACCACCCAAGAAAAUGAUAGAGAAUAGGACUCCCCAAAAGGUAGAGGAAAAACGUGUCAGUGAUAAUUCUUAUUCUCGCACCAAAGAUGAGAAAAUACAGAACUUAAUUAAGUGGUUGCAGACAUCAGAGCCGUAUGCAGUGGUAUUACCAAAACAACAUCUACAAGCAGAAGAUACAAGAAGUACUCCACCUAAAGAAGAACCCAGAAAAAUUAAAGAGAAUAUGACUCUCAAAAAGAAAGAAGAAAAAUGUGUCAGUGAUAAUUCUGAUCCUCGCACCAACGCUGAGAAAACAGCAGAUAUACUUGGUUUUUGCAAAAAGUUUUUGCAGACAUCCAGUACUCCACCAAAGGAAGAACCACCCAAGAAAAUGAAAGAGAAUACGACUCCCAAAAAGAAAUAAGAAAUAUGGGACAUCUUGGAUAUUCACCCUAAUAUGUCUGUGUAGAUUUUGGCAUUGGAUCCGACCAUCACUUGUAACAGCGUUGCCGUAUCCUCUAUUUUUCCAUACUAUCACGUUACAAUUUUUUGUGAUAUUAUACACGAGCGGGAACCCUCAAAAAAGCGCUUAGUUUUCGAGAUACUGAAAACGGAGGGCUGAAUGGCUAAUUUUAUUCAUAUUUUAUAUUUUAGAGGGUGCUGAAAACAAAAGUGAGGUUUAUUUUGAAUUUUAUGUGGGGGAACAUAGUCAAAAUCGCAAUUUUAACCUAAAAAUAAAAAAAAAAUAAAAUCACGUUUUUUGCGUUUACCUCGCUACAACUUUGUUCCAUUUUAAUAUUUUUUUCUGAAAUUUUUACAGUAUAUAGCUCUAACAUUUCUGAAGACAAAGGUACCUGCUUCAAGUUUUUAUUCUUAUCAUGAUAAAGGCUAUGAAUUUUUCAAAGAAAAAGGUGCGGAUUUGUGCAUUGCAAAGUUUAAUCGCAAAAGUUGUGUGACGAAGUUUAAAAUUUAGCUUCUUAAUCACGUUUAUUUGAAAGUAGAGAGUACAAAGAAGUUUUCUGGUAAGUUUUAGAUCAACAUGUUUUAUAGAAAAAAAAUAGUUCAACUUUUAAUUUCGACAUUAGAAAUCCCCAAUAUAACGCUUAUUUUUUGAGGGACAGACAAUCUAGGUCUAAUUCUCACCUUUUGUACUAUCCUUGGAUUAUAAGCUUUCAUUUGACACCUCAUUUGUCAUUCUACCUAGUAUAAUGACGGAGAAGUAAACGUUCUUAUUCUAUUAUUCUUGUAGGUACAUUUAACAUUGAUUGAAAUUAUGAAAGACUAGUUAGGCCGUACUAAAAGCAUAGAAUAGUGCAAUUUUAUAAUAUACUAUACUCUGAUAUACUAUACUAUACUAUAAUAUUGCACUUUCGUUUAGAACUUUUUAACCAGAAAUAAUUUUCUAAGGCACGUCGAAUAAUAUAUUGCUUAUACUAUUUUAGUGAGUUUAAAACGGUACUUCCAUUUACUACUCAAAAAUCUUAUUUUUGAGGUCUAAAAAUUUUCACGUUUUCCGUACAAACUCGCACCCCUUAACAAAUACGAAAGUACGCCACUGACAUGUCGAAAUCGGUAAAAACAAAUCGCAAAAAAUUUAAAAAGCUCAAGUCUAAAAGCACAAACGUUAUGUUGCCCUCCCAUGCAUAUACAAAACUCGCAUCCCUUAAAAAUACGCAAAUACGCCACUGACAGGGUCGAAAUCUGCAAAAUCGAAUCGCAAAAAAUUCAAAAAGAUUAAGUCCAAAAGUGCAAACCUCAUAUUGCCCUCCCACGCGUAUCCUAAACUCGCACCCCUUAUAAAAUACGAAAGUACGCUCCUGACAGGAUUGAACUCGGCACAAACAAAUCGUACAAAAUUCAAAAAGGCUUAAGUUCGAAAUCACAAACCUCAUAUUGCCCUCCUACACCUAUAUAAAACUCGCACUCCUUAAAAAAUACGAAAAUACGCCCCUGACAGGGUUUAAAUUAUCACAAAAAAAUUGAAAAAAAUUCAAAAAGCUAAAAGUCUAAAAGCACAAACCUCCCAUUGGCCCCCCACACUAAUACAAAACUCGCACCCCUUAAAAAAUACGAAAGUACUCCCCUGACGCUCGAAUUCGGAACAAACAAAUUUGGAAAAAAUUUAAAAGGCAUAAGUACAAAAGCCGAAACCUCAUAUUGCCCUCCCACAUCUAUACAAAACUCGCACUCCUUAAAAAAUACGAAAGUACGCCCCUAACAGGUUGAAAUUGGCACAAAAAAUUCUCAAAAAAUUUAAAAAGCUUAUAUCCAAAAGCAGAAACCUCAUAUUGGCCCCCACACCUUUACAAAACUCGCAUCCCUUAAAAAAUACAAAAGUACGCCACUGACAGGGUUGAAAUCGACACAAAAAUUUUUAAAAAAUUUAAAAAGCUUAUAUCCAAAAGCACAUACCUCAUAUUGCCACCCCCAUGUCUAUACAAAACUCGCACCCGUUAAAAAAAUACGAAAGUACGCCAAUGGCAGGGUCAAAAUUAGCACAAACAAAUCGAAAAUUAAUUCAAAAAGCUUUAGUCCAAAAGCAUAAAGCUCAUAUUGCCCACCCAUAUCUAAACAAAACCCGUAACCCUUAAAAAAUACGAAAGUACUUCCCUGAGAGGGUUGAAAUCGAAACAAAAAAUUCAAAAGCUUAUAUCCAAAAGCACAAUCUCAUAUUGCCCCCCACACCUAUACAAAACUUGCACCCUUAAAAAAUUCGAAAGUACGCCCCUGACAGGAUUUAAAUGGGCACGAAAAAAUCGCAAAAAAAAUCAAAACGCAAAAUGCAAAGUUCAAAAACACAAAGCUCAUUUUGUGGUUCUUUUUUGAAAAUUUCAGCCCUAUGCAAAACUCGCACCCCUUAAAAAAAUCCAAAAGGACGCCACUGGCAGGAUUAAAACCCGCACGAAAAAUUCGCAAAAAAUUCAAAAAUCUUGUCCAAAAGUACAAACCCCAUUUUAUGUUUUUUUUUCUUAAAUUUCACACCUAUGCAAAACUCGCACCCCUAAAAAAUCCGUCACCACGCCACUGACCGAGUUAAAAUUGACACGAAAAAUUCGCAAAAAAAUCAAAAAGCCUAAGUUCAAAAAAACAAACCUCAUUUUCUGGUUUUGUUGGAAAUAUCCCUAUUUUUGCCCCCUUUUUCCUCCUCAUGGAUACGCCUCUGAUCCAAAAAGCCUAAGUUCAAAAAAACAAACCUCAUUUUCUGGUUUUGUUGGAAAUAUCCCUAUUUUUGCCCCCUUUUUCCUCCUCAUGGAUACGCCUCUGAUCCAAACUUGGUUUUUAACGCUUAGACACCCCCCACCCCUAUAAAAAACUCGCUCCCCUUAAGAAAAAUAAAGUACGCCCCUGGGAGGGAUGAACCUUGCACGAAAAAAUCGCAGAAAACUUAGAAAGCUUAAGUCUAAAAACACAAACCUUCCCGGUCAAAUGCACCCGAUUUACGUCCAUCUGAAUGUUUUUUUUAAAUUUUUUCUUCAAUCCCUUAGUUGGCAAAUUUUUUAUGACGUCCCUGUUGAAGGUAGAGCACCCCGGUCAAAAGUUGCACUUAUUCCUAACCCUUAGCUUCCGAACGCGUCCAACUUUUUUCGGAUUCCACCAACCACCCCCCACCCCUAUGGAAAACUCGCUCCCCUUAAAAAAAAAGAAAGUACGCCCCUGGGAGGAAUAACUUGCCACAAAAAAAUCGGAAAAAAUUUAAAAAGCUUAAGUCCAAAAGCACAGACCUCCCCGGUCAAAAGCACCCGAUUUAUGUCCAUCUGAAAUUUUUUGGCCAUUUUUUGCCCCUUUUCCUUCAACCCGCAAGUUCGAGAAUUUUUUGUGACGCCCCUGUUCCAGCUAGCGUCCCCGGGUUAAAAGUAACACUUAUUUUCUAACCCUUGGCUUUAAAACCCAAUGAAAUUUUUUCGCCUUAGACAAUCUCACCCACUACCCCUAAGCAAAACUCGUACCCCUUAAAAAAUCCGAAAGCACGCCCCUGACCGAAUCCAAAUCCCCACCAAAAAUCAUCGAAAAAUUCAAAAAGCUUAACCCAAAAAGCACAAAUCUCCCCACUUCGUACUUCCGGAGCUACAAAAACGCCCCAAUUUGAAUUAUGUAUAUAGAGAUAGAGAAAUGGCAUGGCAACACUGUGACGCACAAACAUAAGAUUCAGCCGUGGGUUAAUAGGGUGCACUAAUAUCCAAGAUCUCCGAAAUAUGUACAAUGCAUUAAAAGUGCAAAUGCUGAUGAAAUCAGAGUGUUGGCUUCAAAAAAUGAGUAAAAUGUAAAUGAAUCAGUUACUGACAGUAAAUCUGAAGACGCCAAUGAUUUAAAUACUAGUAGUUAAUAAGUGUUAAUCUUAAUUGAAUAUUUUACAUGCUUUAUUUUUAAUAAAUUUUUAAGAGUAA